GUCGCUCGUGCAUUGGUGCUUCCAUUUACAGUUUUAUUUUCUCUCAUGUUUCUUCAUCAAAAAUCAUCAUUGAGGAUUCUUUUAGCAUGCUUUAUUGUCUGUACGGGAUUCUUUGUUGGUGUAACUUCGGAACGUUUAACACUCUCUAUGAUUGGAGUAUUGUUUGGAAUAUGUUCUUCUGUUUCUACGGCUUUACAUGCUAUCGUUAUAAAAAAGAGUUUAGAUGUUGUUAAAGGCGAUACUAUGGAAUUGGUUUAUUAUAACAAUCUUUUGAGUGCUAUCGCAUUUACUCCCGUAAUCUUACUAGCAGGAGAACAAAAAGAUGUUUUCGCGUUAUUUUUUGGCUCGGAUCCUACCGCUUUAUCUGAUAGUAAUGUUAGUUCCUCCGCUAGGACUUUUCUUGUCGGUAUUGUCGUUACGGGAUUCUUUGGCUUUUUGAUAAAUGUCGCUGGAUUUCUCCAAAUUAAAGUCACUUCGCCUGUGACACACAUGAUUUCAUCCGCAUUUCGUGGUGUUGUUCAGACCAUUCUUGGUGCACUUUUAUUUGGAGAAAUUUUGACUAGUGGUCGUGUUGCUGGCAUAUUUCUAAUUCUCACAGGAAGUUGUUUUUACACAUGGAUCAAGGAUCAAGAAAGCAAAAAAAUGAGGGAAAUAGAUGCUUCUGAAGUAUUAGAAAAAGGAGAAUUGAUAAACCAUGAUAAAAAAAUUAAUCUCGAGGGCGAGAAAGAAAAUGUGUAA
Messenger RNA from Racocetra persica, 738 nucleotides. Lineage: Eukaryota; Fungi; Glomeromycota; Glomeromycetes; Diversisporales; Gigasporaceae. The record is from the annotation of a GenBank genome assembly.